Molecule: messenger RNA, 4586 nt
Organism: Xyrauchen texanus (razorback sucker)
Lineage: Eukaryota; Metazoa; Chordata; Actinopteri; Cypriniformes; Catostomidae
Gene: herc3
Product: HECT and RLD domain containing E3 ubiquitin protein ligase 3
Exons: 25
Coding region: 170-3310 (1046 amino acids)
Molecular function (GO): ubiquitin-protein transferase activity
Source: RefSeq, a predicted model, not a curated record
AAUAAUCUGACUCGUAACUUCCUUGUUUUCGUCGGAUCCAACUGAAACCAUUUCAUGUGUAAACGACCAAAACACAGAGGAGACGAAAUGCAUUUUACCUGGUGGAGAAGACAAGGCUGUAUAGCCUAAGAGCUCUCCCUUCAUCCAUCCAUCGGUUUAUGUGUGAAUCAUGAUGCUGUGUUGGGGAAGCAGUGCUUCGGGCCAGCUGGGCAUUGGUGCAUCAGAGGUGCCCGUCUCUGAGCCCAGGAACUGUUGCAUGUUUGACGGGAGGGGUCUGAAAGAAGUGGCAUGCGGCAGCCACCACUCACUCUUCCUGUUGCAUGAUGGGAGUGUGUACGCAUGUGGCUCCAACAGCUACGGUCAACUGGGCCAUGACAAGGGAGGAGGCAGGCCAGAGCUGGUUGGAGCACUGGAUGCUCAGAAAAUAGCUGGGAUAUCGUGUGGUCAGGCUCACUCUCUGGCUGUGAAUGAGCAGGGGCAGGUGUUUGCCUGGGGGGCCGGUGAAGGUGGACAGCUGGGUCUGGGUACGGCUGAGGAAGCAGUCCGGGUGCCCAGGUUGAUUAAAAAGCUGUGCAAACAUCGAAUCUCACAAGUAAUGUGUGGCAACCAGCACUGUAUAGCACUUUCAAAAGAUGGUCAGCUGUUUGUAUGGGGUGAGAACUCCAGCGGUCAGUUGGGUUUAGGGAAGAGUGAGCCCAGCUCUCUGUCUCCUCAACCGCUCAAAUCUCUCUGUGGGAUUCCGCUGGCUCAGAUCAGUACUGGAGGAGACCACAGCUUUGCCUUGUCCCUCUCUGGAGCUGUGUUUGGAUGGGGGAAAAACAGCGCUGGACAACUAGGGCUCAAUGAUUCGCAAGACCGGGCUGUUCCCUGCCACAUUAAGUUCCUGCGUUCACAGAAGGUUGUGUACAUCAGCUGUGGAGAUGAGCAUACCGCUGCCUUGACUAAGGAAGGGGGUCUGUUCACAUUUGGAAACGGUUUAAGAGGACAGCUGGGCCAUGACUCCACCAACAACGAGCCACUUCCACGCAGAGUGAUGGAGCUCAUGGGUACUGAAGUGUCUCAGAUCGCUUGUGGACGGCAUCACACCUUGGCAUUUGUGCCCUCCACCGGUCUGGUUUUCACUUUCGGCUGCAACAAUCAGGGCCAGCUGGGUACAGGAAUAAGAGGAUAUGCCAAGAGCCCAUUUCCCAUCAGGAACAUCCAGCCCCUUUGCAUUGAAAAUAUACACACAAAAGCAGAGUGCUACACCGUCAGUAAAGUUCACAGUGGAGGCGAUCACAAUUUCCUGUUGUUGUCCAACAAGGAGAGUUCAUGUUGUCCUGAGGAUUUCCGCAUUAUGAAUAUGACCAAAAGCAUCGCUCUGAUUAAUUCGGAGAAUCUGGAUACCUGGAGGAUGAAGCUCCAUGAAAACAGUGAUUCAAACACAGCAAAUGACAUCAUAGUCCUGUUGUCCUCAACUGCAUGUUGGAAUGCCAGCUUCUUGGACAAAAGUGAUGACGGUCAUUUCAAAACAAACCCCAAAGUCCCAGGCAUCGACUUCAAUGCUGUCAGACUGCUGUUUGAGACGCUCAUGAAACCAGCCUUCUCUAGAAUGCUGGAGCAGGCCUCUAAAAGCUUUGAGAGUCUGCUGAUCCCUCAGCUGCCCUGCUCUCCUCCUGACGUGGAAGCCAUGAGGAUCUACCUUAUCCUGGCUGAAUGUCCCGCUCUCCAGGACUCCAAAAACUACAUCUCUCUCACCAUCCCUCUGGCCAUGGCCAUUCUCAGACUGGACGCCAACCCCAGCAAAGUGCUCGAUAACUGGUGGUCUCUGGUGGAUUGUGAGAUGUUCUCCAGACUAGUAGAGAUGUAUAAAAGCAUAGUUGUGUUUUUGUUGACUGGUGGUAAAGCUCUUUUAAUGCCGGUGUUUCUGGAGAGCUACAUCAGUGCAGCACUGAGACUGCUGGAAAAACUGCACAAGGUGAACUUGAAGGCCCAUCGUGUGGAUUACAAUCACUUCUACAUCCCUGAUAUCUCCAGCCUGGUGGACAUCCAGGAAGACUACCUCAAAUGGUUUCUGCGGAAAACAGAUAUUAAAAUGCAAUACCCUCCAGUGCAGAGUUCUUUCACGUUAUGUGCCUAUCCGUUCAUAUUGAACGCGCAAGCCAAGACAACCGUGCUUCAAACAGAUGCUGAGCUGCAAAUGCAGAUGGCGGUAAGCGGCGCUAACUUGCACAAUGUCUUCAUGCUCUUGACCAUGGAGCCUUUGCUGGCGAGGAAUCCUUUCAUUGUGCUCCACGUACGGAGAAACCAUUUAGUGAGCGACGCUCUGCGGGAGCUUACGGUCUACAAUGACUUAGACUUGAAGAAGCCACUUAAGGUCAUCUUUGAUGGAGAGGAAGCAGUAGAUGCUGGAGGAGUCACCAAGGAGUUUUUCUUACUCCUGCUCAAAGAGCUGAUGGAUCCCGUCUAUGGCAUGUUCACACAGUACACAGAGUCCAAUCUACUCUGGUUCUCUGACAAAUGUUUUGUGGAGCACAAUUGGUUCCACCUGAUUGGGAUAAUUUGUGGUUUGGCUAUUUAUAACUCAACUGUGGUCGACCUACACUUCCCCCUCGUGCUCUACAAGAAGCUUCUGGAUGUUUCACCCACUCUUGUGGACCUGAAAGAGCUUUCUCCUACAGAGGGCAGGAGUCUUCAGCAGCUUCUGGAGUUUGAGGGAGAUGUUGAGGAGACCUUCUGUCUGAACUUUGCAAUCACAAGAGAGUAUUAUGGGAUCACGGAGGUGAAAGAGCUGGUACAGGGAGGGAAAACCAUCGCUGUGGACAAGACAAACAGGAAGGAGUUUGUUCAGGCGUAUCUGAAGUAUGUGUUUAGUGACUCCGUUCGGGAGCAGUAUUCGGCCUUCUCCAGCGGUUUCCUGAAGGUCUGUGGUGGGGAGAUCCUUUCUCUCUUCCAGCCCUCUGAGCUCAUGGCCAUGGUGGUGGGCAACAACAACUACAACUGGGAGGAAAUGGAGAAGAACGCCACAUACAAGGGCGAGUUCUCUGCCUCCCACACGACAGUGAGGAUGUUCUGGGAGGUGUUUCAUGACUUCCCUUUAGAGAAAAAGAAACAGUUCUUAUUGUUCCUGACAGGCAGCGACCGCAUCCCUAUCCACGGCAUGGCCAGUUUACGCAUAGUCAUCCAAUCGACGGCCGCGGAAGAGCACUACCUGCCUGUGGCUCACACUUGCUAUAACAUGCUGGACAUGCCCUGCUACCAGACCAAAGAGACCCUACGGCACAGGCUCACACAGGCUGUGGAGCAGUAUGAGGGCUUCAGUCUGGUCUGAGCGGGACUAGUGGGUAGCGAGGUUGAGCUGCGGAGGUCUGGAAGCUGGCCUGUAGGGCUCUUGAGCAUCUGCUUACACUGCACUUUAAACCUGUUGAGAAAAAGGAAUGAAAACUGCUCUCACAUUUACCACAGAAGAGCACAUACUGUAUCUGAUAUGAGUAAAUCUAUUAUUUUCCCAUUUUUUUUGAGAGGGACUUCAUUUGGUUGCGUUUUAAUAUGUGCACUAUUUUUCCUUGACUGUUUUUGUUAUCAAAGUUUAUAUUUUUAAAUAAUACAAAUAAAUAAUCGGCAUGCCGUAGUCAGCAAAAUAAAUUAAAGAUAAUUUCUUUAUAUAUUUAGAAAUAUCAUUGAUGUUUUUUAAUCAAAACUGGUAGAUUGCUCUGUUGUCAAGACCACAUAAUUUUGCAAUUUUGAUUUUCUGGGAUGACGUAAACUAAUUUAAGUAAAAUGCAGAAAUUCCAGAGAUGUGCUGUUAAAGGAAUAUUCCUGGUUCAAUACAAGUUAAGCUCAAUUGACAACAAUGUGGCAUAAUGUUGAAAAAAGCAAAAAUCAAGGUUGCAGUGAGGCACUAACAAUGGAAGUGAAUUGGGCCAAUUUUGGGGUUGUUUAAAGGCAGAAAUGUGAAGAUUCUACUUUUAUGAAAGCACUUUCAUUCAUUCUCCUGUUAAGACGUGCAUUAUUUCAGCUGUAAAGUUGUUUAAAUCAUGGUUUUUAUGGUAGGUUUAGGAUUUACAGCAUUACGUCAUCAUUGCAACGAAGUUAUGAAAUUGGAAAUAACUUUACAGAUUAGCUCCAUUCACUACCAUUGUAAAUGCCUGACUGCAACCCAGAUUUUUGCUUUUUUUAGUUUUUUAAAGAAAAGGAGGGACAAGUCGAAACUUUAUGUAGUAAUCAACAUUACGCCACAAAUACAGUCGAUUGUAUCUUGUAUUGAACCCAGAAGAUUUCUUUAGUAUCCAUCCAGAAAGAGAUCUCUAUCACAACCCUCUCAUCCAAAUUGGGGGCUCGUCCAGGAUAAAAAAAAAAAAAGUCCAUCAGCACCAGACAGACAUUUUCAGACCUAACAAACUAAAGGGAUUUAAUGUAAGAACGAAUCCCUUUUUCGAAGCUUUACCCUUUCUGUUUGUGCUCAAAUAAUACAGAUUAUGCAGUUCCGCACUUUCUGAAUUCAUUCUUACGUCUUUUUUUCAUUGAUGUUCAUUUGUAAGUCAUUAUAAACACAAUGUUUCUUCUUAAUGAUAGGCAUGCAUGAGCGUGCCAUGCCCAGGUGGACG